Messenger RNA from Candidula unifasciata, 1074 nucleotides. The record is from the annotation of a GenBank genome assembly. Lineage: Eukaryota; Metazoa; Mollusca; Gastropoda; Stylommatophora; Geomitridae.
AUGGCGGCUCCGGUAACAUGGCUGUGUCUGCUGGCUAACUUGUGUCUCUUGUUUCUUCACGUCCUGGCCGGGAGAGACUUCUAUGCAGUGCUCGGAGUGUCCAGAUCAGCUGAUACCUACCAGAUCAAACGAGCCUACAGGAAGCUAGCUAAAGAAUUACACCCAGAUAAAAAUCAAGAUGAUCCGGAGGCAGAAGCCAGGUUCCAGAAUCUAGGGGCUGCCUAUGAGGUUUUAUCAGACAAAGAGAAGCGAAAGAUUUAUGACAAACAUGGAGAAGAAGGACUUAAACAAGGGGAUAUGAGAGGGGAUCCAUUUACAAGUUUUUUUGGUGGAGAUUUCGGGUUUGGCUUUGGUGGAGUCCGAGAGCAAGACCGAGAAAUUCCUCGUGGUGGGGAUGUGGUUCUAGAUCUUGAUGUGACCUUGGAGGAAUUGUACAAUGGCAACUUUGUCGAGGUGCUCCGCUAUAAACCUGUUGCUAAAGCAGCCAAAGGGAAGCGAAAGUGCAACUGUCGUACAGAAAUGGUGACUCAGCAGCUAGGUCCUGGCAGGUUCUCUAUGACACAGCAGCAAGUCUGUGAUGAGUGUCCAAAUAUACGGUUUGUUCCAGAGGAGAAGCUGCUUGAGAUAGAGAUUGAGCCAGGAAUGAGAGAUGACCAGGAGUACCCAUUUGUAGCUGAAGGUGAGCCUCACAUUGAUGGGGAACCCGGGGAUCUCAGAUUCAGGAUACAACAAACCAAGCAUGCCAGGUUUGAGAGGCGAGGUGACGACCUGUAUACUAAUGUGACAGUGACCUUGGCUGAUGCUCUGACAGGAUUUGAAAUGGACAUCAAACAUUUGGAUGGACACAUGGUACAUAUUGUACGGGACAAGAUCACAUGGCCAGGUGCCAGAAUGAGAAAACCCAUGGAAGGAAUGCCAAACUAUGAGAACAACAAUGUGAAAGGCUCUCUGUACAUUACAUUCGACAUUGACUUCCCCAAGGGAGUUCUAACAGAAGAAGAUAAGAAAGGUAUCAAGGAAAUACUGAAACAAGAAAGCAAACAGGCCGUCUACAAUGGUUUACAAGGAUACUGA